Molecule: messenger RNA, 3078 nt
Organism: Spinacia oleracea (spinach)
Lineage: Eukaryota; Viridiplantae; Streptophyta; Magnoliopsida; Caryophyllales; Amaranthaceae
Exons: 2
Coding region: 1066-2103 (345 amino acids)
Source: RefSeq, a predicted model, not a curated record
GUCAUGCUUGGGAUGCAGUUACAGAAGAACCUAUGGGAGUAAGUGUAAAUAAUGACCUAGAGGAAAAUGAUGUAGCUGUGGAGAAUGAGAAUGUAGAUGUUGAGGCAGAGAAUCCUAACCCAGCGACCCAUGAGCCAACCAUUGAGAUUUCUAGUGAUUCAGAUGAAGAGCUCGAAAGUGAACAGGAGAUGGCAAGUGAGCCUAAUCAAGAUGAAGACAUGGAAGAAGAUGCAAACCCUGAGGAAGACCCCGAUGAAGACCCUGAAGAAGAGUUCGAUGAUCUUGAGAUCUAAAGUCACUCCUAAAACUUUCAGGAGCGAUGGAUAGGCAAGAGGCCACAAAUAUUUUGAAGUCAUAAAUAGUUAAUUAGCUCUUUCAUGUUUUAAAGAAUAAGUAGCAAGCAAAGCUACAACUGUUUAAGGUUUAAGUUUAUUGAAGUUUGAGAUGUUCUUUAUUAUUUUCAAGGAUGUAAUAAACCUCUAUGGAGUUAGCAAUAAAAGUUAAAGUUUUCAAGGAAUUGUUCUUUAUUCUAUUUUGAGGAUUCCAUAAUACCCCAACCUCUAGGUAGUACGUCAUGGAUUAAUUUUUCUAUUGGGUGCAUACUCAGUGUGAAUUGUGGAUCAAUUUAAUUGCCACAAUAAUAUUAAAUGAUUUGAGUACAUAAAGGAAGUGAGGGCCAAUCUAGACCCUCAUGACCAAUAUGAUUCAAAAUGUUAUGCCUUAUGUGCAGUGUGUGAAUGUCUUUCGUGAAUUAUUGAGGAUGAUUAUUUUUCAAUGAUUAUUGCAUCUUGUAGACGAUCGUUGCACCUUCGUAAACGAUUGUCGUGCCUUCAUAGAUGAUGUGUAUUAAUGUGAACAGUGUUGGUUGAGGUGAUCUUUAUGGUCAAUUCAAGUAUUAAAUUGUAUGGGAUAACGUAUAGGUGAUGUUUCAAACCUAAAGUAGAGUAUUCUAAUUGCAGGUCACGUUCUAGAAUGGCCAACAACAAUGAUCUAGCCGUGGCUAUUCGCCUUUUGGCGGAAAAGCUGACUCAGUAAAGAACUGAGCGCCCCAAAUCUGCAGGGGAAAUGUUUGAAAGACUUGCUAGGGUUAAACCACCAUACUUCAAGGGACAAUCAGACCUUACCUUCUUAGAAAAUAGGAUUAGGGAGUUUGAGAAACAGUUUGAGGCUGUGAGUUGCCCUAUGAGUAUGAGAGUAGGUCAAGCUGUCCUUUACCUAAAAGAUGAAGCCGAUCUGUGGUGGAGAGAGAAUGAAACUAGGCUAAGUACUGCCGAGAGAUUUAAUUGGGACUCAUUUGUUGUUGCAUUGAGGGAAAAGUUUUAUCCUCCUUUUAUUACAAAACGAAAAGCGCAGGAAUUCAUAAACCUUGGGAUGGGGAGUAUGACCAUCGCUGAAUAUUAUAGCAAAUUUAUAGCGUUGUCGAAGUUUACACCUGAGGUUGUAGCCAUAGAGGAGAUAAAGGCUCAGAUGUUUGAGCAAGGGUUGACCGAUGAGAUCCAGUUGGAAUUAGGUGGAGAAACCUUUAUACCUUUAGAGAAUGCGUAUGAGAGAACCGCCCAUAUUCAUGGUUUACAGUCUAGAAGGGACAAGAAAAAUGUUGUUGGGGAGAAAAGAAAAGAGUUUGAUGCUGGGAAAAACCGAGGGAAUUUCAAGAAGAAUAGAAACGUGAAUAGGAAUGAGAGUGGAAAUGGAAAUUUUCAGGGAAGAAGCAAUCAGGGGCACCACAACAAUUCGAACCAAUCUAAGAGAGUGCAUCAUUGCAAGAUGUGCAGUAGCAAUCACCCUGGUAAGAACUGCAACGGAGAAUUAGUGACCUGCAACUAUUGUCAAAAAAGGGGACAUAGGGAGUAUGAGUGCUUCACUAAGCACAGAAAGGAACAAAAUAGUAAUAAAGCUGGAAACCAAGUGAGGUUUAACCAGUCUGGAGGUCAAAAUUCAAAGCCUGGAGGGGCACAAAACAAUCAAGAGAACUAUAAUAAGCCUGCAAAUGAUAACAACAACCCGAAUAAGGCUCCAGGAAAGUUGUACAUGAUGAAUCAGAAUGAGGAUGAACGAUCUGCCGAUAUAGAUUCUGGUGGAGAAUUCUCCGUAGGCGACUUUUGAAUUAUUAAAGUGGUCUUGCAGUUUGUUUACACAAGGUACGUACAUACCUGCGUGCUUGGAAUGUGUGCUAAUUGUUGAAAUCAUGUUGAUAUUAUUGUUGAACUUGGUGAUGUUGAUAUUAUAGACAAACUUGGUUAUAUGGAAUGUGCAUGUUUAAUACUGUUGGACAAACUUAUUGAACUUAUUUUGCACUAUAGGAACUGUAACAUGUUAGUAUGGAUGUUUGAUACAAACAUGUUGGUUGGGAACACUAGAUUAUUCUAUAUGAUUGGGUUGGAUCAAUUGGUUGUUGUUCCCUUUCUAUCUUUUCACUACUUUAUAAGGGCGGAGGACCUUGUUUAGUAAGUUGAAACUCUAUGCCCAUAUACAGGGUUGCUCAUGGUUAAAGGAAAGGUUGGUUAAGUUGGAAUGAGUCUUGAUUGAUGCUUUUAUGAUCACUCACUUAAUUCCAAGAUAAAAACAGUUGUGAACAAAUGUGAAUUGUCUGUCUUAUGUAAUGGUUGAGUCAUAACGGAAUCUCAAUUUGUAAAUCAUGUAAAGUGAAACUGAAUAGCAAUAGCUUUAGACUGUGCACGUCUGAAGUGACGGACAAACAGGAGUUGGGGUUCAUGGUGGUAGCCCAUGGCCUUUUCUGGGACCGGAUUGAUCACCGUGUCCUAUUUUUAUUUAAACGUUCCUCGAUAUCGCAGGUCACCGAGGUUACGGAGUCGCGCCCGUACCUCGUCUUCCUUAGUAAAGACUUCUGGAUGGUCAACUCGGUCCAUUGUCUAUUUCAACUAAAAUAAUAUUAUGGUUAUUAAGCCUAGCUUAGUCUAGUCAAGUAUAAUCGUCAAUUUAUUAUGUUUUGUCUGUCCUUACUUAUAUUUAUUAGUAUCAUGUUAGGGUUGUUGGUUUGAUAGUAUCAUGCUAGGAUUGUUGUUGUUUUAGUAUGUAGUACUCAGCUUUGCUGAUUACGUGCUUGUUUGUGUGUGUUGA